AUGGUAACUACAUUUGGAAGUGCACUGGUUCACAAGUCGCCCUGGGAUUCUCGGUUUUUGCUCUACUGCACAGACAACUCCAAAAGUUGUUCCAACACCUAUGAUACCCUUGACACCUGGGUUGCAUGGAGUUUUACUGAGUUGGGUGCUGGCCGUUGGCUGCAACACUCUCCCUGGGGUGAGUACAUGGGGAGACGAGAGGAUAAAGCAGGAACGUUGAUCGCUGAUGGGUGGAUCGGGGUGCUUGUCGCCCACAGAGGAGAUGAAAAGGCACUGGCCAAAGCAUUUCAUGUGAAGAACACUUGGGUGAGUGAAGAGGUAUGUUUUACCUGCAGGGCAUCAAGGCUUUCCGAUUCACGGUACUUAUACACAGGGUUUGGACAGAAUGCCCCACACCGGGAAACAAUUGUGGACCUUCACACGUUUGUUACUUCCAAAGUGGGACCCAAUGCUUGGACCCGUGUGCCGGGCUUUCACCCAAGUAUGAUAGCAUAUGACUGGCUUCAUGUUCUGGAUCUUGCGCUGAUCCCGGAUGCUGCAGCAUCACCAGGACCUGGCAUUGAUGAUCGGCUACGUGCAGCCUAUGUGGAGUUCAGCAAUCUUUGCAAGCAGCACAAGAUUCGCACCUGGGUUGCGCGCAGCGGUGUUUAUCAAUGCCUGUGCAAUGAGAGAUGCUGUGAAUCUACGCCAAGGGCCUUUGUUGACUUCAUCGAACCUGCAGAAGUUGGAGACGAGCAACUAUCUCUUCCACAGUGCGUUGGCAAAGUCAAGUCUUUAGCUAGCCGGUCUCAUCCGAGAUUACUCGGACGACAAGUCCUAGAGCGUUACUCUUCGUUUGUAGCUGUUCGAUGGCUGAGGCAGCUUGAGGAAGGAUAA
Messenger RNA from Cladocopium goreaui, 876 nucleotides. The record is from the annotation of a GenBank genome assembly. Lineage: Eukaryota; Dinophyceae; Suessiales; Symbiodiniaceae.